CCGAGCCCAGCGAGCGUGGGGCGGCGGCGGCGGCCUGCGAUUGUGAGAUGGGGACUGAGAACAAGGAGAUAAUUCCCAAGGAAGAAAUUUCUGAAGAAUCUGAGCCACAAGGGGCAAUCUUAGAAAAACUUCCAAAGGUAGUUUACGAGCAUCAUGAGUUUGGAGCGGCACGCGAAGAAGACUUGUUGGCGGGCCAUUCGAGAGGGUCCACAGAAGAGAUUAUGGAACAGAUGCCUCCUCAGGAGAGAGACUUUGAAUCAGGGUUGAUUAUCUUUAAGAAAUCACCUUCAAGUGAGAAAGACCAGGAGAAUGAGACCGAGAGAGUCUGCAGUCCCAGCCCAAACCUGAUGACACGUCAGGGAGAUAUUACAGCAGAAGCAGUUAGUACGUUUGCUACCUCUGGCCAAAACUUCAUAGAGAAUUUAGAGCCUAACAAACCACAGAGAAGUUCUGUGGGAGAAAAGCCUCAUACAUGCAAAGAAUGUGGGAAAGCCUUUAAUCAGAAUUCACAUCUUAUCCAGCACAUGAGAGUUCAUAGUGGAGAGAAACCCUUUGAAUGCAAAGAAUGUGGAAAAACAUUUGGAACUAACUCAAGCCUUCGCAGGCACCUGAGAAUCCAUGCUGGAGAAAAGCCCUUCGCUUGUAAUGAAUGUGGAAAGGCCUUCAUUCAGAGUUCACAUCUCAUCCACCAUCAUAGAAUUCAUACGGGAGAGAGACCUUAUAAAUGUGAAGAAUGUGGUAAAGCCUUCAGUCAGAAUUCAGCGCUUAUUCUACAUCAGAGAAUCCAUACUGGAGAGAAACCAUAUGAAUGUAAUGAAUGUGGGAAGACCUUUAGGGUCAGCUCACAGCUUAUUCAGCAUCAGAGAAUUCACACUGAGGAAAGAUAUCAUGAAUGCAAUGAGUGUGGCAAAGCCUUCAAGCAUAGCUCAGGCCUUAUUAGACACCAGAAAAUUCAUACUGGAGAAAAACCCUAUCUGUGUAAUGAAUGUGGGAAAGGCUUUGGUCAGAGUUCUGAACUGAUCCGGCAUCAAAGAAUUCAUACAGGGGACAAACCAUAUGAAUGUAAUGAAUGUGGAAAAACUUUUGGCCAGAACUCAGAGAUUAUUAGACAUAUUAGAAUUCAUACUGGUGAGAAGCCCUAUGUAUGUAAGGAAUGUGGGAAGGCCUUUAGGGGGAACUCAGAACUUCUUAGACAUGAGAGAAUUCACACUGGAGAGAAGCCCUAUGAAUGCUUUGAGUGUGGAAAGGCUUUUAGGCGGACCUCCCAUCUCAUCGUCCACCAGAGAAUUCAUACUGGAGAGAAACCUCAUCAGUGUAAUGAAUGUGCAAGAACCUUCUGGGAUAACUCUGAGCUGCUUCUCCACCAGAAAAUUCACGUUGGCGAGAAACCUUAUGAGUGUAAUGAGUGUGAGAAAACCUUCAGCCAGCAUUCUCAACUUAUCAUACAUCAGAGGAUUCACACUGGAGAGAAGCCUUACGAGUGCCAAGAGUGUCAGAAGACUUUCAGUCGGAGCUCUCACCUCCUCCGACAUCAAAGUGUUCAUUGUAUGGAAUGAUUUGCAAAGUAGGAAAGCUUUCUGUGGAAAAGCCGAAGUCAGACUUAUUCAUAGUGUACACCCCAAGUUCUCAGAUCAAGUGAAUGGACAGAACCUCCUCUGUCCUUCUACUGAUUUUUAUUUAAAUAGAUGGUCAAAUAGAAUGAGGCACUUUUAUGAAUUAUUCAUUGAGAAGUUUCAGUGUACAGAGUUAAAUCAUAAAAGCUGUUUCAGGCCUUAAUUCUCCUCUGUCCCUUUUUCCUUUCCUUCCCCUUUCCUCCCCUAGGGGGUCACAUGCUAUUAGGGGUCUACAUACCAGCCGUCUAGCCUAAAUUGUUAUUCUUCAGGAAAACUGGAGGAAUGUGAUUCCACUACUUCCUAAGAACGGGACUCGACUCAUUGAAUGUUAUCCCCUCAAAUGUUGGAAAGUUGUGGCCUAGAAGACACACUUUGUUCUCUUGUCCAACAUUUACCAUUGGCAUAAUUUACUAAGCUCUAAUUAGCUUCAAAACCUUGCAAACAUGCUAUCAAGUUCCUUUAGAAGAUGGCAGCACUAAAGGAGUGGAAAUCAUUGGGUCAUUUCAUAUCUCCUGCUAGAAGAGGGUGCCAUGAUGGAGGAAACUGAUGGGCAAUUUACAGAAUCAUCAGCAAAAGGCCCUUAGAAUCUAGGGGCUGAUGAGCAAGGCCAGGGGAUGAUAAAAGUGAGGCCAGACUACUCAGCACGGGCACGGCAGCUGUUCAGCAGCUAUGUCUCCCUUCGGGCUGCUCAGACUAACUGCUUGCUCCCAGGAAUUCUACUGCGUUCACUUUGACCCCAGCUCCUGCUGCUGCUGACAGAUCCUGUGUCAGGAAGUAGCAGGACUGUACAGCGUCACCAUCACCAGGCAUCUGGCCACAGUGAUGAACCGGUUCACCUGACUGACCAGGGCCUCCUUGCCAAAGCACUUAAUGCUCUCAUGACCUGGACCCCCCUGGACAGAUAGGCAGUGAUGUGAUGGCCUCUUCUCAGUUUGCCCUUGGGCCUUUUUAACAUCUCUACAUGAGUGUUCUGUGUUCUCCUAUGUUUUUUUCUUCUUUGGGGAAACACAUCCUCAAUUUUUCAUGUGUCCGGUUUUCUGUUGCAGUGGGUGGGAGUGGGAAUUGCACUAAUGGGAACCCAGCAGGCUUAGGGUCUGGUUUUAGAGCCAGACCUUGAAUAAGGCACUUCACCUGCUGGGCCCUACUUUUCUCAACUGUAAAAGGAGGGGAGUCGAACUAAAUGAUGUCUGGAGUUUCAACCAACCCAAUAGUUCUUUGAUUCUUUUUAAAAUCUAACUUUAUAUAUCUUCAAAAUUCUAUUCUUUAAUCUUUUCUUUAGUAU
This is a messenger RNA of Molossus molossus (Pallas's mastiff bat), 2895 nucleotides long. It is a transcript of the gene ZFP3, whose product is annotated as ZFP3 zinc finger protein. The coding region runs from base 48 to 1556 and encodes 502 amino acids. Gene Ontology annotation, biological process: regulation of cytokine production; negative regulation of transcription by RNA polymerase II; regulation of immune system process. The transcript has 2 exons. The record is from RefSeq and is a predicted model, not a curated record. Lineage: Eukaryota; Metazoa; Chordata; Mammalia; Chiroptera; Molossidae.